Messenger RNA from Cylicostephanus goldi, 321 nucleotides. The record is from the annotation of a GenBank genome assembly. NCBI's taxonomy places the organism in Eukaryota, Metazoa, Nematoda, Chromadorea, Rhabditida, Strongylidae.
AUGCAUCUCGUGCACAACGAACCAUGGGCGGCUGUAAGGAGAUUCUUGAAUAAUACCACAGCUCAUGGACUCCCACGAAUACCAACGGCGAGAAAUAAAAGAGGAAAACUGUUCUGGAUAACUGUUUGGCUCUCGUUCUUCACGGUCUUCUUGGUACAGGCCCUGAUUCUUAUCUCGAAGUACCACAACCGGCAUCCAAUGAUAGUAAUCACGGCAAGUUGUUUAUUUUAUUCAAAAAAUCGUUACAUCCCUUUCUUAAAGCUGGAAUCCCAAUAUCCUUUGACAAAGAAGCUGAGAUUUUCGCCAGCUGAUCCACACUGA